Messenger RNA from Symbiodinium pilosum, 690 nucleotides. The record is from the annotation of a GenBank genome assembly. NCBI's taxonomy places the organism in Eukaryota, Dinophyceae, Suessiales, Symbiodiniaceae.
AUGACUGGAGCUCGACGGUCUCGCUUUGGCCAGUGGGCCGGCGUCAGUGAAGGAAGUGGCGACAGUGUGCCUCAAGAGGCAGUCACGAAGGAAGUUCCAGUGAAGAGGCCACAGCCCAGAACAAAGCCACCAAGACAGGACAGCAGCAGAAACACAUCUUUGAAUCCAAGAUGGAUCCGCGUCGUCUUUCAACCGCGGGUUGCAGUCCGAAAAUCCCCGAGCCUGACAGCUCCGACUGUCACGUUCCUUGAUGCUGGGGAGGUGGUUGAGAUAGUGGAAGUCAAAUCAGGAUGGGUGAGGCUUGCAGAGGAAGAGAAGGAUGAUCGCGAUGUGUCAGAGGAUUGCGAUGCCUGGGUGCUUCAAGAUGGCAAAGAGGUGAGUUUGGGCGUUCUGUGUGAAGAUUGGGAACCGCGCUGGUUUUGCGUAGUAUACGAGCCGCAGGUGGCCGUGCGCAAGAAGCCUUCCUUGCAGGCCCACCCAGUGGCCUUUCUCAAAACGGGCGAGAUCAUUCAGGCUGCAGAAGUCAGCGAGGGCUGGAUCAGGUUGUCAGACGAGGACCGCCGGCGGCUGGAUGUGUCAGAAGACUGUGGUGCUUGGGUCCUGAUCAACGGUCACGCCAAGGGCCUGGGGCGUCUGCUUGCCGCCUCACCUCCGCCUCCAGAGCAGCUGCGGCCCUUGGAGGAAGCCUAG